GAAAUCAGUACGCGUGGUUCAUUUAAUAUUUUUCCUUUCCGCUAAAGAUUAAAACAUCAUUAUAAUUAUUGAAAAUCACUUUAUUAGAUGUUCAGCAUUGUUAACCCUUUUAUAGGACAGAACGAAAAUUGUACUACAUAACCUCAAUCUCUGGAGGCCCGUAAAUCGGAUAAGGCCUACUGCUUUCUUUGAAGCAAAUAUACAGCUAUCAAAACGCAGUGGAUGACUUUUUUUCCUGGCCUCCGGCGACAUUCUUCAAAGAAAGCAACAUGCCGAAACAGAUUCGAACGACUGUUACGUCCAGUAUAAGCAACUGUGACCAGAUGAUGUGGACAAUCUUGUCCAGUGCGACGUUUGUGAUUCCUGGUGGCACUUCUCUUGUGCCAGGGUCACGGAUUCCAUAAGCGAUCGGUCGUGGACCUGCUUCAAUUGUGCAAGUGAAGACAGUAUGUUCUUUAAAAGCGGAAUAUCCGGGCUAAGCGGCUAUCAUCUAGCGGAAUGUAUCGCUCGGUUGAAGGAAAAACAAGAACUGGAGAGAAGACAACUAGAGUUAGACCUACAGAAAAAAUUUCUGAAUAAACAGCAAAAGUUGUUAGAUGACAUGGUGGAAGCACACGCGAAUAAUUACAAGAGUAACGAAAGCUUCCAAAUAGUAGACGAAUGGAUACGGUGUAACGAGGAACAGGAAGAAGGCGCGGUCGGCGGAACGAAACCACCAGCAGCCUCUCAGUUCCAGCAGCUACAACCAAUAUCGAAACCUCAUCGUAACGACAACAACCCUUCCAAAUAUCAACGGAAGCAGGAACUGCGAGAACAGUAUCAACACAAACAGAAAUAAGCCGAGAAGCUGCUUCAGGAAUUGCAGUGUCAACUGGACGAGUGUGAGAAACAAUUAGCAGGAUUUGAAUUACCGGCUCGAACUCGACGUAAUGUCUCCGACAACAGUGUGCAGUUGAGAUUGCCAGGAAGGAUUUUGAAAACCCACCCAAUGUAUAAAGAAUUGCGUAUUGAUUCAAAUCCAGAAAUGUUUUCGACAGAUAACGAGCAACAGCGGGAUAGACGCGCGUUUUUCGGUGUAAGUGGAGGUAGACAGCGAGAUGAAUUCCACCUGAAGUCCGAAGUUUCUUUCGAUACCAACGUGCAGCGGCGCGACAAACGAUUCGAUGUUAUCGACGACAAGCAACGAUGUGAUAGCCACCCAUACUCCGGAUUCAAUGCAGAGCAGUUUAGCAACGUGCGAACUCAAAUUGGUCCUGGCGCAAAUGGGCCAUACGUAUGUCAUGAAAAGUUAAAUCCUCAAGGUCACUUUGUUUAGUCUGACAUGCGAGAUCCAUCGGAAUGGCCUAUGUUUAUUUCCAAGUACAACUACACCACUGCGGCAUGUGGUUAUACAUACGGAGAAAACAUGAUCAGACUUCAAAGAUGUUUGAAAGGACAUGCACUUGAAAUGGUCCGAAAUAGAUUGGUAUUGCCUGAAGCGGUCCCGAACGUCAUAGAGACACUCCGUAUGCGAUAUGGUAAACCAGAGGUGCUGAUUAACACACUCCUUCAGAAGGUUCGGUCGAUUCCAAUUCCAAAAUCAGAUAAGCUUGAGGGAUUCAUUGAGUACGGUAUGGCAGUGCAAGCCUUAUGUGAGCAUAUUGAAGCUGCAAAUGAGCACGCCCAUCUCUCUAAUCCCACACUGCUUCAGGAACUAGUUAAUAAGUUGCCGACCGAGCAAAAGAUGACGUGGGCUGCGUAUAAGCGAAACCUACCAGCUGCGUCUGUCAAUCUAAAGACGUUUGGGAAUUAUAUGACGGGAGUUGUCCAAGACGCAUCCAGUGAGGUGCUGUUCGAUUUAGAUAGCGUGAAAGCUUCGAGCAAAGAUAAAGUGAAACUGAAAGGAUUUAUAAACUCCCAUACUCCGGAAACGUCAAUGGAAACGUCUGAACCCAAGCAAAUCAAGUGUCUUUCCUGCAGUGAGGUGAACCACUAUUUGCCGGACUGUGAGAUGUUUAAAAACUUCAACGUGAUUGAGCGCUGGCGGAAAAUCCGUGAACUGAGGCUUUGUCAGAAUUGUCUUUUUGGACACGGAAGACGUACGUGUCGUAGCAGCAGUCGAUGCAAUAUCGACUAUACUUCAUUGUGCUAAGCAGAUUAACGCUGAAACUCCGAUAUCACGCUCAUCGUUUUCUCGAUUCGAGCCUCCUCUUUCGGGUGAUUCCAGUCACUCUACGGAUAGUUGGGCAAUGUUGAUGUGUUUGCCUUUAUUGACGAAGGAUCCUCGAUAACCUUAAUGGAAAGUGAGCUGAUCUCACAAUUGGGAGUUAAUGGCAAUCCACAACCCCUAUGUCUCCACUGGACAGGAAAUACGUCGCGGAACGAAAAGAAAGACAGAAAGUUUCCCUGGAGAUUUCCGGUGUGGGUAAAACUAAACAUUACACGAUUUCGGAAGCUCGAACCGUAAGUCAGCUGAACCUGCCUUCGCAAAACUUCAACUACGAAGAAGCGGUAAAACGAUAUGAAUAUUUAAAACAAGUUCCGGUACGAGGAUAUCACAAUGUUAGUCCCAAGAUACUGAUUGGGAUUGACAAUCUGCGGCUCACUCUACCGUUGAAAGUGAGAGAGGUGAAUGGAUCUGGUCCGGUAGCUGUGAAGACAAGACUGGGUUGGUGCGUUUACGGACAACAACAAACCUCUUCCAACGAUGUUUAUAGCUUUCACACGUACGAGUGCACGCCCAGUUAUGAUAUACACGAAACAUUGAAACAGUAUUUCUCGGUGGAAGAAGCAAGUGUGACACAGUCAAAGGUAGCCCUUUCGAAAGAAGAGCAGCGAGCGUGGAAUUUGUUAGAGAGUACAACUAAGCGCGUUGGACAUCGAUUCGAGGUUGGAUUAUUAUGGACGCAGGAUGACGUCGAAUUUCCCGAUAGCUAUCCUCUGGCAUUGCGUAGAUUGGAAUGUCUGGAAAAGCGUAUGGAACGUAACUCAGUACUUAAAGAAAGUAUACAUCGUCAGAUAAACGAAUACCUGGAUAAAAGAUAUGCACACAAAGUGUCUGCUGAAGGACUUUUAAAUGCAAAUCCGUGAAAAAUUUGGUACGUCCCCUUAGGAGCAGUCCUAAACCCUAAAAAACCAGGGAAAGUGCGGAUUAUUCGCGAUGCUCGUGCUAAGGUGCUAGGCGUAUCAUUGAAUUCGUUUCUUCUGAAAGGACCGGAUCUACUGACGUCACUUAUUGCAGUUCUGUUUGGAUUUCGAUUGUAUCAGGUAGCAGUUACGGCGGACAUACAAGAAAUGUUCCAUCAGCUAUUGAUGCGCGUUGAUGACAAGUACUCCCAAUGCUUCCUCUUUCGUCUAAAUCCUGCUGACCAGCCAGAAACCUACGUCGACGAGUGGAGAUGGGUCCCAACAAAAAUGAAUCCGGCGGAUGAAGCUACCAAGUGGGGAAGCGGGCCAUAUUUUAGCGCUGAUACUAAGUGGUUUCAUGGACCGAACUUUUUGCGGCUAACAGAAGACGAGUGGCCACGUUUUGUUAGACAAACAGUGUCGACUACAGAAGAGAUAAGACCGUCAAUGCUGCACCACAAAGAAGCGAAGCCUCUAAUCGACUACGAAAGAUUUUCUCGCUGGGAAAGGCUUAUCCAUAUGAUGGUUUAUGUGAAGCGUUUUAUAAACAGUACAAGAUCAAAGCAGACGAAAUAUUUCGGGAAUCCUCAACAGGAAGAACUACAAGCAGCAACAACAAGAAUUCUGAAAAUGGUACAACAUGAGGCGUACCCGGACGAGCAGCUCACUCUGACGAAUAAUACAUCUUCGCCGAUAGAGGAACGAACGAUGAUAGAGAGAACUAGUGUACUAUACCAGUAUUGUUCCGUAAUUGACGAUCAAGGCGUGAUUCGUCAAAAUAGCCGAAUUAGAACAGCAGACCAUCUUCGGUACGACAUACGAUAUCCGGUCAUACUCCCUAAGGAUCACCUAGUCACUUCACUACUCAUUGAUUGGUACCACCGGCUAUAUCGGCAUUGCAAUACAGAGACUGUUGUUAAUGAAAUUCGUCAGUCGUAUAUUAUUCCGAAACUUCGCACUAUGGUGAAGAAGGUUUCACGCAGCUGUCAGUAUUUUAAAGUCCGCAAGAUAAUACCACAAGUCCCACCAAUGGCCCCUAUACCAGCAGUAAGACUCAUUGACCAUGUUCGUCCCUUCACCUAUGUUGGAGUGGACUAUUUCGGUCCGCUGCUUGUGAAGAUUGGGAGAUCGAACUGCAAGAGAUGGGUCGCCUUAUUCACCUGCUUGACGGUGCGCGCGGUGCAUUUAGAAAUAGUGCACAAUUUGUCGACUCUAUCAUUCAUCUCGUGCGUACGCAGAUUUGUCAGUCGUCCAGGAGCUCCAGUAGAAUUCUUCUCAGACAACGGAACAAAUUUCCAUGGCGCGGAGAGAAUCCUUCGAGAACAGAUAAGUGAGGGACUGUGUGCAACAUUUACCAGCGUCUCUACGAGAUGGACAUUUAUUCCACCUGCGGCUCCGCAUAUGGGCGGCGCAUGGGAGCGCCUUGUUCAGUCGGUAAAAGUAGCAAUGGGUGAGGCUUAUUCAGAUGGAAAAUUGGAUGAGGAAGGAUUCCAAACUCUAGUUGUUGAAGCGGAAGGUAUAGUCAAUUCAAGACCAUUAACAUACUUGCCUCUCGAUUCCGAGGACUCAGAAGCACUAACCCCAAACCACUUUCUGCUGGGAAGCUCAACUGGAGUUAAGCAGCUUGCAGUUGCCAUCAAGGAUCAGGUCGGAUUUCAACGGGAAACGUGGCGGAAAAUUCAACGCUAGCUAAAUAUUUUUUGGCAACGAUGGCUUAAAGAAUACUUGCCAGUGAUUCGCCGGCAAGCCAAGUGGUUCAGUGAAGUUCGUGCUUUGCGUGAAGCCGACUUGGUGAUGAUAGCUGAAGAUGGCGUUCGUAACGGAUGGAUAAGAGGACGCGUAGAUCGAGUUUUUCAGGACAAGGAAGGAAGAGUCCGACAAGCCUUUGUUAAAACGUCUAGCGGUAUGCUGCGGCGCCCUGUGUCCAAGCUCGCCGUUUUGGACUGUGGCAAGGAUUCUAGUACAGUCUUGGGAGAUACCAAGAUGCACCCGGGGGAGGAUGUCACCGCAGCAGCUGAGUCGGCAACCCUGCCGAGUUUGAAAGCCCCACAGGAAAAGAACAGUUGACAAGUAGAAAAGCUGUCAGAGUGUAGAAAUGAGUACGCGUGGUUCAUUUAAUGUUGGCAACACUUGCCUGAAUGCACCUUCCAAUUAGAUCAGACUUUGGCCAACACGUACCUUCAGUGACGGGUAGACCAAUACGUCACUGGGUGAGUAGAAGGAAACGUAAAAAAAAAACAAUAACACAGAUCAACAAUUGAAUUCAUCGCUUAUGCAUUGCUUAUGGAAAUCUUAUGAAUUGUAAAGUGCUUAUAUUCUAUUAAUCUUAAAACUAAAUCUUAAAUUUAACUAUCUAAAGCGUCCAAUAGGUAAGAGAUGAGAUUUGUACUAAAAGGUAUCUAAACCUAAACUUAAACUAACUAGGACUAGGACUUAUUACAUAAUUACAAACUACGACUACGGCUACGACUACGGACUACGACUAGAAACUACGAUUAGAGACUACGACUAGGGCAUACGACUAAACCUACUGAAGAGUUAACGCUCGGGAACUCAUUAAAUUGGGAAAAGGGAAAACUAAACGUAUGUCUAAAUCUAUCCUUUUGUACCUACCUGAUGAACAAAAUAGUUAAUAAUUAAAAUUGUAACAGGAAAUUAUAUUCUCGCAAAAUUGGAUCACACGACUUUCAUUCACUUCCAAGAAUUCGAGAAUUAUAAAUUCGGAAACUUCCCGUUGAAAUUCAUUUCAACAUUUAAUAUUUUUCCUUUUCGCUAAAGAUUAAAACAUCAUUAUAAUUAUUGAAAAUCACUUUAUUAGAUGUUCAGCAUUGUUAACCCAGAACGUAUGUAGGAAGACUAUUUGUUCAUAAAAAAUAACGAUAACAAUUUGCAUUACUUCAACAGAAAAAUUGUACUACAUAACCUCAAUCUCUGGAGGCCCGUAAAUCGGAUAAGGCCCACUGCUUUGUAAGACAGAUUUAAAAACUAACUGUAUGACAUAAAUAUAGAAAUACUUUGUUCCAGCUUUAAUAGCAAAUAAACAGCUAUCAAAACGCAGUGGCUGACUUUUCUUCCUGACCUCCGGCGACAGGCUGGUUGCGAAAGAAUAGAAGAAAACAUAGAUGAUGAAGUCACUUUGGCAAUUGAGCAAAUUCAGAUAAGACCCUAGGCGACAGCGCCCAAUAUAGGUCAGUGAAGAAGGUGAUAAGGAACAUAUGCAUGGAGUGUAUUUAUUUGUUCAGGUCUUCUCUCUUACAUCGCGAGUGUACUCAACGCGGAGGGCUAAACAAGAACAGGGCCGCAAACAGAUGGAGAAAAUUCCCAUGCGGCAAUUAGGCUUACGGAUAACCGAUGUGUUUGGUUAUCUGACUAGUAAAGAUAAGUUCUUUCCGUUUUCAGAUACAUUCCGUUCCGUUUCAGAUACAUUCCGGAGUACCUCAGGGCAGUAUUUUGGGGCCGUUGCUCUUUGCUCAUUUUAUCCGUUAUGCUCUUAGGAAUCUUAACUGGAGAGAUAGAACGAAUCUACCAGGGUACGAAAAUCGUUGUAUGCUGAUUGACCUGCCAACAUUAGAAAUCAGACGAGCACUUCUUCAGCGAUUACUCGUCUUUCAUGUCCUGACUAAUUACAUUGACUGUGCUAAUUUAUUGGCAAAACUUCGCUUCAAAACACCUCCUCGAGUGACGAGACAAUCAGAUUUUUUCCGCCGAUCGAACCACCGCACCACCUAUGGAAUGAACAAUGGACGUCUGUUGCAACAAGUUCAACGAAGUGGCUCAUGUGUUUGACUUUGGUGUAUCCAAAAACGUGUUUAGACUUAGACUUAAUAGAGGAAAAUGUCUGUACGAUUUUUAUUUCGAAGAUAAAUAAAAAAAUAAAUAAAAAGGGAAUCCAAAUAAAUAAAUAAAUAAAUAAAUAAAGGGGAAAUUUUGUAGCGGCUGCUACAAAAUGGCGGAUUACAUAUUUUCUCAAAAUCUCAUCAAUAUGGGUAUCAAACGAAAGGGCUUGAUUAGUAGACAGUUCUUCAUGAAAAAUGGAAAUCCGAAAUGGCCGUCACUACAAGAUGGCAUCAUAUUUUUUUCAAAACC
This is a messenger RNA of Toxorhynchites rutilus septentrionalis, 7191 nucleotides long. RefSeq lists its product as uncharacterized. The record is from RefSeq and is a predicted model, not a curated record. The transcript has 3 exons. Gene Ontology annotation, molecular function: nucleic acid binding. The coding region runs from base 3274 to 4794 and encodes 506 amino acids. Gene Ontology annotation, biological process: DNA integration. NCBI's taxonomy places the organism in Eukaryota, Metazoa, Arthropoda, Insecta, Diptera, Culicidae.